AUGGUUCCUCUUCGGAAAAUACUGCCAAUUCAAAAAAUAGAUUCCGUAGUAGUUGUUGCGUAUGUUGUUGGCAAAGACAAUGAUAUUGCUGAAAUAAAAAAGAAGAUAUUGACCAAAAGAGAAGAUAUUGAUCUGUGCACCAUUCCCAUAGUGGGCAUAGGGGGUUUAGGUAAAACAACUGUGGCCAAGAGAAUUUUCAAUGAUGAACAAAUCGAGAAGCACUUUGAAAAGAGAGUACGGUUAUGUCUACCUGAAAUGUUAGAAAUUAAGAGCUUUCUUGAACUGAUCCUCAAAUCAUUGACUGAGAGGAAACUUGAGGUCCAGAGCAGAGAUAUAAUAAUCAAGAAGCUCCGAGAUGAACUGGCAGGAAGAAAUGAGGAGUCGCUACCAAAUUUGGUCAAGUUGAAAUUAAGUGGUAGCAAAAGGUGCAAAGAAAUUCCAACCCAUGGCGAACUGAAAUUCCUCCGGCAUCUUGAGCUGGUAGGAUUCCAUAAGUUGGAAUGCAUUGGACCUGCUUUAUAUGGUGUUGAGAUUAGCAAUAUUGGAUCAAGCAACAUUUUCCAAGUGUUCCCGUCAUUGAAAGAACUAGUAUUGGAGGAUAUAAGUAGCCUUAUUGAGUGGAAGGGAGUUGAAGUUGGAGUAAGAAUGUUUCCUGGGCUUGAGAGGUUGCAGAUUACAGACUGCCCAUUUUUAAAAAGUAUUCUGAAUCAAUUUGAAAUCCUCCGUCAAUUAAACAUUAGAGGAGUUGACAGUGAAAUGCCAUUGUUGAACUUGUGCAACAACUUGACAUCUCUUAUAUAUCUUUAUGUUAGUAAUGUGAAAAAGCUCACUUGUCUUCCAGAUGAGAUGCUACGCAAAAACGUUUCUCUUCAAGACAUAUGGAUCUCAGGCUGCGGAGAGUUUCGUGAAUUGCCACAAAGCUUGUAUAAUCUUCAUUCUCUUAAGCGCUUACAGAUUGAUUUACCAAUUGGAAUGCUAGAUCAAUGCAGGUCUCUAGAGUUUUUGAUGGUCGAUUGUUGUAACAACUUGGUUUCAUUCCCUUUACAUGUUUGGGAAAUGCCUUCACUUUUACAUUUGUGUAUAUCACAAUGUCCAAAUUUGAUAAGUGUACCCGAAGUAGGCCUUCAUCGUCUCACUAGGUUAUGGGGAUUGAAAAUUUAUCCUUUCUCAGAGAUAGUGGAUUUUGAUGCAUUCCAAAUAAUUUUUAAUGGCAUUCAACGGUUGUUGUCCAUUCAUGAUUUGGCGGUGUACGGACGUGGCCAUUGGGAUUCUCUGCCCUAUCAAAUUAUACAACUCUCUAACCUAAGAGAGAUCACAAUAGCUGAUUUCGGAAUUAAGGCUCCUCCUCCUAGACUUGACAACCUUACCUCUCUUGAAAGAUUAUCGCUAGUGGGGUGCAAACGGCUACAACAUCUGAACUUCUCAGAUGCCAUGCCCAAAUUACGGCAUCUAUGGAUAAGUGAUUAUCCAUUGUUAGAAGCUCUGUCGGAUGGGCUCAACAUCCUUGUUUCUUUGGAAGACUUAUAUUUACAGAACUACAAAAAAACUAGAGCAUCUGCCAUCCCGAGUUGCCAUACGACGCCUCACUGA
This is a messenger RNA of Solanum stenotomum, 1590 nucleotides long. RefSeq names its product disease resistance protein RGA2-like. The coding region runs from base 1 to 1590 and encodes 529 amino acids. The record is from RefSeq and is a predicted model, not a curated record. The transcript has 3 exons. Gene Ontology annotation, biological process: defense response to fungus. Gene Ontology annotation, molecular function: ADP binding. Lineage: Eukaryota; Viridiplantae; Streptophyta; Magnoliopsida; Solanales; Solanaceae.